Molecule: messenger RNA, 2621 nt
Organism: Cololabis saira (Pacific saury)
Lineage: Eukaryota; Metazoa; Chordata; Actinopteri; Beloniformes; Belonidae
Gene: rgs14b
Product: regulator of G protein signaling 14b
Exons: 15
Coding region: 108-1844 (578 amino acids)
Biological process (GO): signal transduction
Molecular function (GO): GTPase activator activity
Source: RefSeq, a predicted model, not a curated record
UGUAUCAAGUUUGGGUGGAGCGCUCUGCACUCUGUUAGUGCGCUCUUCGCAGCAGAUUUCUUCUUUUUUUUUUUCCUUUUUUUGUUAAAUCUGGUGUUUGGGCCACCAUGGCGAAGAAUGGCAAGAUGUUAGGGGUUCCUGUUGGUCACAUGAGCCAGGCAGUGUCAGAUGGAGAGCUGAACAUGACUGCGCGGGGCUGUGGAGGCAGCAGCACCAGCCUCCCAGGAACUCCGGGCGGAGACACUGGCCCUGCCAACAGCGUGCUGAGCUGGGCUGUCUCAUUCGAGAAGCUGUUGGAGGAUCCCAGUGGGGUCAGUUACUUUACGGCCUUUCUGAAGUCAGAAGUGAGUGCCGAGAAUAUUUUAUUCUGGCAGGUUUGUGAAAAGUUCAGGAAGAUUCCAGCCACCUCCAUGGAUAAGCUGAAAGCAGAAGCUCGCUCCAUCUACAACACCUAUCUGUCCAACAACGCACCGUACUGUGUCAAUAUUGAUGACACUGCCAAGAUAAAUGGGGAGGAUCUGGAGCGGCCCACACCUGACAUGUUUAAAAAAGCUCAGGCACAGAUAUUUAAGCUGAUGAAGAUGGACAGCUACAGGCGCUUUGUGCGCUCCCCGCUCUACCAGGGCUGCACCUUGGCAAUUGUAGAAGGGAAACUUCUACCUCAGCUCUCUACAGAGCCUGCCCGGAUGGGCUCCUUGGAGGAUGUGGUCACCAGAAGCCCUUCAAGCGACAAGAAGAACAAGAAGUCAGACUGUAACAACACAACAGGUGGAAAGAGUGUCUUAGACAAACAGCGAAGGAAGAGAGGAUCUUGGGGAGAUGCAUCGUACAUCCAGGAUUUAAGCCCUCUGAGAGAACCCCUCAUGUCUUUCAAAUCGACCAGCAGUGUGGAGCUUGGCUCCCUCUGCAGGCAGUUUGAGAAUGGCUUGCCGAAUCCCUGCCCCGCUGAGCAGGGUGGUGGGAGUCGUAUAGGAGUGGAGGGGGGCUACUGCUGCGUCUACCUGCCAGACGGCAGUGCCUCCUUGGCCCCAACACGCAAUGGCCAACUGAUCAAAGACAUGCUGGCCAACCUGUGUGAGAAGAGAGGUUUCCCCCUGAAGGAUGUCGUCAUUUACCUUCAUGGCAAGGACAAGCAGCCCUUAUCGCUGGACCAGGACUGCUCUGUGCUGAGAGAUCAGCAGGUCUCUCUUGAACUCAGGGUGACGUUUAGACUGGAGAUUGUCUUCAUUGGUAAGACGGUGGGGAUCGUGGCGAAGUCCAGUAAGACGCUGCAGGACGCUCUCUCGGCGGUGUUGCAGAAGCACCACCUCAAGCCACAAGAGGUCACAGUCACCAUGGUCGAGCGUGAUGAGCCAGUAAGCAUGAGCAGCUCUGUGUACAGACUGGCAAAUAAAACGCUACGACUUGACAAAACCAAAGGUAAAGAGCAGAUCAUGAUCCCCAGAGGCAGUGGGUCCCCUGUUUUCACACAGGCGAGAGUGGUGAGUGCAAGUCCAGGGGCUCAAUCUUCGCUGUCAACGGAUGGAGCCAAAGUGCAGCUCAGACCCAGAAAGAACCGUGAAAUGGACGGGUUUCUGGAAAUGCUGACGCGAGCUCAGUGCUGCAGGGUUGAUGACCAGCGGGGCCUUCUGACCAAAGACCAACUGGAGGUUCCUCAGUUCCUGCAGGUGUCCUCAGACCAGGGACAGGACGCAGACGACCCCAGUACAACCAGCUCUUCCACUACCGACUGCAAAGUAGAGUCAGAUGAUGGGACAGUAACCCCUCGUUCAGCCAGAGUGUUUGAGGACAGUCCCAACUCGGCUGAAUCAGAACCCAAGGACAUGAGGGAGACAACAGUCUGAUGGACAUUCAUAUGUAAUGGGGACAGAGACCCCCCCUCCCCCAGAAAACAUAUGAUGUUAAACACGGAAGCGUAUACUUCAAAUGCACUUUUUGAAAAAUAAAAAUAACAACCUGCUACCGAAUAAGCUUCAGGACAGUCGUUUUCUAUAGUUUCUGCUGCUGAUGUCUUUUUUUAAUUUUAUUUUUUUAAUUAUCUAAAAAAAACUUCAGGGCAAACAUUCAGUGCACUACUUGUCCUGUAUGGAGGAAAAAUGUCAAACAUUUUUUGAAGACACCCUCAAAUUAAUGAACAGUUUUAUCUCAAAAUCGCCCUGAAACCUGUUUCUCGUAGCCUUAUCAUCCCAUGUUUUCAUGUGAACUCUAAGCUAGCCUGUCCAGAUGUGUUUUUGCAUGAUUGUUUAAGUUCUUUUGGUUUUUUCAAGUGUUUGUGUUCUUAGAAGUGUGUUUUGAUUGUAAUUUGCUGUGUUGUGAAGUUUUCUGAUUUUUCUUGUCGCGUCAUAGCUCAUCUCGGGCUACACAUAUUUAAUUGGUGAUAGGAUAUUGUGGGGGAUGAAUCAGUGUUAUACUGGGAAAAAAAAAAAUCCUUAGGGUCGUCCAGAGAGUUAGCUUGUUUUAAGCAAUGAAAUGUUAUCCUUUCUGUCAGUAUAUGAUUGGACUGUAUUGUAUCUGGCUGAACUAAUGGCUGGAUGAGUCAUGCAGGAUAAAAUAAAUCUGCUCUGUCUGGGUGUGUGAACUGCUUAAUUGCAUUUGGUUAUCUUUUGGCUUGUAUUGAACGU